UUCAACACUGUGAAGGAGUUUCUAAAACUCUUUUGUAACUACCCACACACCAUCAAAAACUCAAGGCAAAUACAGAUCCAACUCAGACCAGCAGUAAAUGUGGAUAUAUUGAUAGUUUUGGUCUGAAUAUUUCAUGUGAUUUCCAUUUUUUUUUUGUUUUUCCUCCACAUUUUUAUCUGGAUCAUGUUGAUGGAAAUAGAGCGGCUCUGCCAUGCCGGAGGGUCGACAGCUGUGAGGUGUCAGUGGAAGUCGACAGUCACAGCGAAGAAGUGAACACAUGUGAAGAACACCCUGGAAUACAUUUUUUAACAUCUCUGAUCUCAAUGUGGCCACUUUUGGGUUUAUCAGAACAGAACCCUUGAGAAGAGGAGAGCUGACUGGACAGACAGAAGGACCAGCAGACUAAAGAUGUCCGACCUCAGCCAGGUAGAAGUGUACUCAGACUCCUCAGAUAUUUACAAGAAUGUGUUCUGUAACCCAGCAUUUGAACUGGAGGGGGAGCGAGAGGAGAGGGUGGAGGGAUUCAGGACAUCCUCAUCCACCCCUGAACCAAUCAAACCUCCAGCAGCUGGCCCAGGUUGGUGUCUCUUUGGAGUGUGUUCAAUGCGACUGCGGGGCCUGGGCUGUGGCUGGGGGGCCGUGUUGGUCUCUGCUGCUGCUCUGCUUCUGGUAGCUGCCCUGGGACUGACCCUCGCCCUCAUCCUCACACAGAUAAAAGACCAAUCAGCUGAGGAGGAGUUGGUGUCCACCACCCCUUCAGACCUGCUCAGCACAGGAGAGGAAGUGUCCCAUUCGUUACCCACAAUCCCUACCAGCAUUAGUCAAAGGGAUGGUACAGCUGCACCACAACCAACCAGACUGCCUACAUCUGAAACACGUUGUGGAGGGGUAUUAACCGACUCAGAGGGCAGUUUCAGUUCACCAAACCAUCCUGGCUCUUAUCCCCCCAACUCCUUAUGUGUAUGGGUCAUUCGAGUCCCACCCCCCUCCUUGGUCCAGAUCCACAUUUCCUCCUUAAACGUAGAGGGGCCGUCUCCAUGUCUGUUUGACUGGCUGGAGGUGCAGGAGCAGAUGGAUCAGAGCUCUGUGGUCACCAGGUUCUGUGGAAAUGUAGCACCACCGACCGUGAACACCAACAGCAGCUCGGUGUGGGUCACCUUUCACUCAGACAGCAGCAUCGCAGGCAGCGGCUUCACUGCACAGUACAGGAGCAUUCUGCCCGGGCACAAGAGCUGCUCCAGAGAAGAGUUCAUGUGUGAUAGUGGGCGCUGUCUGCUGCCUGUGUCUGUCUGUGACGGACAUCCAAACUGCCACGACCAAACAGAUGAGGAGAACUGCAGCCAUAAACACAAGGAAUGUGGUGGACAGAAAACAGGCCCAUAUGGUUUCGUGUCCAGUCCAAACCACCCGAUGCCUUAUCCUCACCAGCAGUUGUGUAUAUGGUAUAUUUCUGUUGAGGAGGGCCACGUCAUAACCCUCAGCUUCAGGAACUUCAGCCUGGAGACUCAGGAUGUGUGUGAAUUCGACUACGUGGAGGUGCACGACAGCGUGGACACUAGAGCUCAAAGGAUUAUGGGAAGGUUCUGUGGUACCACUUUUCCACCCGACCUAACAUCCUCUGGCCCACACAUGACUGUGGUGUUUGUGACAGAUGAGGGAGUGGCCGACAGCGGCUUUAAUGCAACGUACCAGGCUGUGUCCCUCUUGGACAGGACGUGUGGUCCAAACCAGUUUGCGUGCAGUACGGGGGAGUGUCUUCAGCGACAGUGGUUGUGUGACGGAUGGAACGACUGCUCUGAUGGAGCAGAUGAACAGAGCUGUGACAACUCCACCUACCCUCCUUUUAUUUCUUCAUGUGAACUGAUAGAGACAGAGAUGUGCCAGGGCCUGAGCUAUAACUUCACCUCAUUUCCAAACAUCUGGCUGCCCAUUGCUGACCAGAGAGAAGCUGCCACACUGCUGCGUCAGUACAGGGUGCUGAUGGAGCUUGCGUGCUUCGAGCCCCUGCGGCGGCUGAUGUGUGGGAUGUUCCUGCCCCAGUGCAGCCCUCAGGGUGGCGUCCUCCAGCCGUGUCGCUCAGUCUGUUCCUCAGCUGAGCAGCAGUGCAGCCAAGCCCUGGACAUGUUCUCCUUCAGCUGGCCUUUUAACUGCCACCUCCUGCCUGACUCACAGGACCCCAUGGAGUGCUCUCUGCCUUAAUGCAACAGAACGUAUUAAAACUGACACGGAGUUGCCAGUCGGAGGUCAUCAACGUUAUUCGGUGCUUUCCAAAAAAUGUGGACGUCACUUUUGCUGCAUGGAGUGUUUCAGAACUGAAAAUCUGCACUUUGUAAAUCUGCAGCUAAGAGUCAGCAAGAAAACAACCUUCACAACACAAAUGACAGGGAAUGUGUUCAACAGAAGUGACCUUACAAAUAAAUCAGCUUUGUGUUCAUGUUAUUCAGAAUGCACUACACAAUACUGCGGUUUACUACAGCCAGUAUGAAUACAAGAUAUUUAACACUU
Messenger RNA from Sphaeramia orbicularis (orbiculate cardinalfish), 2505 nucleotides. Its product is annotated as membrane frizzled-related protein-like. Bases 409 to 2199 code for a protein of 596 amino acids. The transcript has 13 exons. Gene Ontology annotation, molecular function: protein binding. Lineage: Eukaryota; Metazoa; Chordata; Actinopteri; Kurtiformes; Apogonidae. The record is from RefSeq and is a predicted model, not a curated record.